CAGGGGCGGGGGACAGGAUGCGGAUGCCGGGGGGACUUCCUGUGCCGGCCCCCGCGCCCCCGCCCCGGCCCGGCCAGCUGCCCGCACGGACGCACGCACUGGCGGGCGGGCGAGCGAACGGGGACCCGGCCCGGCCGUGGCGCCCGCCCCCCGCCCCGGCCAGCGCGGCCCGGUUCAGGCCGCCCUCGGGCUCUGGGCACCUGUGGCCAGCGGCCGUCCAGGACCUGUGUUGCCCGUCCCCAGCCAACCCAAGACCCCGCCAUCCUGCAGCGCCAACCUAGGGCUUUGGCCCCGGCCCUGCUGCGCGCGAUGGUCCCGCAGGGCCAGCCUUGAGUCCCGCGCGGAAUUCGGGGCUCUGCCUCCCGUCCUCGCCCCCGCCCGAGAGUCUCCACUAACUUCUGCCCGGGAACUCCACUCUGCCCCUUGUCUUGGCCCAGGGCGACCUGGGCAUCUCUGACAGCGCAAACCCUGCCGAGUGCCCAGAAAGGCCCCGGGGUGGCAGGCGCCUCCCAGGCUCUUUCUGGAUGGAGGCGCCUCCGGAAGGAGCCGGCUGAAUGCUGUGGCCUUCACCUUGCAGCCUCUGCUGACCACACCUCCCCUAGUGCAGAGGCUGCAGCCAGCAGGAAAUGCUGUACCAGCACAGCCGGCUCCCGGGGACCCCGGUGUGACCACCAGGAUGGAGGUGGGGCCAGCCACAGAGACCUUAGUGUUGGAGCUGCGCUGUCUUGAGGAUGGGGGUCCAGGGCCUGCUGCCCUCUCAGGUGGCAGCGGUGGGAGUGAGAGUCAGGAGGAGGAAGAGGCUCAGGAGGGGCACAGUGGCCCACAACAGCCAUCAGUGUUAGCCCCAAUAGGGGCCAGUAACAUUGCUGAAGAAGCCCAGCCGGGACAACAAGAGCUGCUACUGCAACAGCUAGAGCAGCAGCCAGAGCUGCAAGAACAGCCCCAGCAGGAGCAGCCUCAACAGCAGCAACCACAGAAGCAACUAUUAGAACAUCAGCCAGAAAUGCAACAGCAGCAGCAACAGAAGGAUGGGCAACGGCAUCUGCCUCAACUACAGCUGGAGCUACAGGAAAACCACCAAUCUGUGCAACACCAAGAACUGAAACCACAAGUGCAGGUAAUACAACAACAGGGACAGGUACCAGAGCAAGUGCAAGAGCAACAGUUACAGCAGGAAGUGCAAAAGCAACAACUUUUGCAACAGCAGCAAGAACAGUUACAGCAACAAGUACAAGAACAGCAGCUGUUACAACAGCAACAGGCACUGUUACAGGAACAGCACGUGCAAGAGCAACUAUUGUUACAGCAGCAACAGGCACAGUUACAGCAGCAAGUACAAGAGCAACAGCUCUUACAGCAGCAACAGGAACAGUUACAGCAUCAAGUACAAGAGCAACAGCUCUUACAGCAGCAACAGGCACAGUUACAGCAACAGGCACAGUUACAGCAGCAAGUACAAGAGCAACAGCUCUUACAGCAACAACAGGCACAGUUACAGCAGCAAGUACAAGAGCAACAGCUCUUACAGCAGCAACAGGCACAGUUACAGCAGCAAGUACAAGAGCAACAGCUGUUACCGCAGCAACAGGAACAGUUACAGCAGCAAGUGCAAGAGCAACAACAGUUACAGCAGCAACAGGCACAGUUACAGCAGCAAGUGCAAGAGCAACAGCUCUUACAGCAACAAAAGGAACAGUUACAGCAGCAAGUGCAAGAGCAACAGCUCUUACAGCAGCAACAGGAACAGUUGCAGCAGCAAGUGCAAGAGCAACAGCUCUUACAGCAGCAACAGGCACAGUUACAGCAGCAGCAAGUACAAGAGCAACAACAGUUACAGCAGCAGCAACUGCUACAACAGCAGCAACUGUUACAACAGCAGGAACAAUUACAGCAGCAACAGUUCCAACAGCAUCAGGAACAGCUACAGCAGCAGCAACUACUGUUGCUACAGCAGCAGGAACAGUUACAACAACAGUUGUUGCAGCACCAACAACAGGCACAGUUACAGCAGCAGCUCCUGCAGCAGCAGCAGGCACAGAUACAGCAGCAGCUAUUGCUGCAGCAGCAGGAGCAGUUACAGCAGCAGCAACAGCAACAGCUAUUGCAACAGCAUCAGGAACAGCUACAGCAGCAGCAGCCUCCUCCACUGGAGCCAGAGGAGGAGGAAGAGGUGGAACUGGAGCUCAUGCCAGUGGACCUGGGGUCAGAGCAGGAGCUGGAGCAGCAGCGGCAGGAGCUAGAGCGGCAGCAGGAACUGGAGCGGCAGGAGGAGCAGCGGCAGCUGCAACUCAAACUGCAGGAGCAGUUGCAGCAGCUGGAGCAACAGUUGGAGCAGCAGCAGCUAGAGCAGGAGCAGCUGGAGCAGCAGGAGGUACAGCUGGAGCUCACCCCCGUGGAGCUGGGCACCCAGCAGCAGGAGGUGCAACUGGAGCUGACCCCUGUGCAGCCUGAACUGCAGCUGGAGCUGGUUCCCGCUGCAGGGAGCAGCGCGGCGACUGUCCCAGGGGCUCCAGCGGCUGUUGUGGUGGCCCCCCCAGGCUACGUGGUGCUGCAAGAGCUCAUGGUGUUGCCCGCCGUGGCCACGUCAACAGUGGUGGCCAUCCCGGGCCCAGCGGGCAGCGCCGCGCUCACUCCAGCACGGCAGCGGCGGCGACGGCGCGCGCGGGACCGGCCGACCAUCUGUGGAGAGUGCGGCAAGGGCUUCAGCCGCAGCACGGACCUAGUGAGGCACCAGGCCACGCACACCGGCGAGCGGCCGCACCGCUGUGGUGAGUGCGGCAAGGGCUUCUCGCAGCACUCCAACCUGGUGACACACCAGCGCAUCCACACGGGCGAGAAGCCCUACGCCUGCUCGUAUUGCUCCAAGCGCUUCAGCGAGAGCUCAGCUCUUGUGCAGCACCAGCGCACGCACACUGGCGAGAGGCCCUACGCCUGUGGCGACUGCGGCAAGCGCUUCAGUGUCUCCUCCAAUCUGCUGCGUCACCGGCGCACACACUCGGGCGAGCGGCCCUAUGUGUGCGAGGACUGUGGCGAGCGCUUCCGCCACAAGGUGCAGAUUCGCCGCCACGAGCGCCAGCUGCAUGGAGCUGGCCGCUCGCGUGGCCUUGGCUUGCUGCGGGCCUCGAGGCCGGCGCCGUCUACUGGCCCAUCGCGCGCCCAGCAGGCCUCCGGGGCCACAGCAUCCACCAACAAGGCUUCAUGAUGCGGGUGCGCAUCUCUGCAACAGAAGGCAGAGGGCCAGGAGCAGGAAGGGGUCAGCCUUGAAGCACGGGGCAUCCAGGGCGGGGAGGGUGCUCUUUCAAGCACCCUCCAUAUGAGUGGAGGGUGAGAAGCCCCACAUGGAGUGGGAUGGACACCUCGACCCCAGUUCGUGGUCAUGACCCCAGUACAACGUCUCCCGGAUCAUCCUGGAAUAUCCUUGGGAACGAAAAGACUACCAUCAUCCCCCAUAUUCCCUGAGAAGUGCCAGGUUCAGAGAUCCACCCCCAGAAAUCAUCCACAAGAGAACAGCCACUGUGGCUAAAACAGCACUUGGGGAAACCCAUGAGCGAGAGGGCUGCCAAAAAUUUUCCCCUGGGAAAAUUGGACUUAGUAGAAACAAGAACAGCCUGAGAACACUCCCCAGGACAACUGAGGAUGUUUGACAUGGACCAAACACUCACCAGGGAAUAAAAUAAAUCUAGUGAGGCACACACGGAAAAUAAUGGAUCCUGGUGAAAAUUAUUUAAAGGAGAAAAAAAAACAGGGAAAAAAUAAACUUACCUGCACUAUGUAGGAAACUGAUCAAGGCAUUGAAUUGUCCUCAGUGGCAUUUGCCUUGAAAAUACUUGCCAGUAUGAAAAUCUAUUGGGCUGGAUACAAUUCUGAUGAAAAUACCUGUUUUCAUAAACACAGGGUCACGGUGUCUAUGGGGUCAAUGUGCAAAUAAGUGCCAGGAAGUCCUGCUCUGGGUGGAAGGUAAAACCUUUCCCCCCUGGGGAACCCAGAAUUGGAGCAGGUGUUAGAGGCAGGUUCUAGGCCUCUGCUGCAAUGUCUCAAUCCACUGGAGGCCCUUUAAUAUUCCCUGGAAUAGAGAAGCCUGUAGCUGAAACAGAGCGCAUUCUGGGAGGGCUCUCCAAGGUCUGGAAGAAGCCUCCCCAGGAAAGAUCUCCAAGAUAGCCCCACCCAGCCAAGCUGCUCAGAUGCUGCCCAGAGGUUGACUCCUUGAGACCUGGGAGCAGAGAUUUCUUGGAUCAGGAUAAGGGAGGGGCACCUGAACAGACCUUGCCUUCUGGCCCCAGGAUGUGUGAAGAAUGUUGGGGACAAAGAUUAGGAGGAACAGAAAGGUUAUUAACCAUGUUUACCAAAUCGUCCAGGACAGGGGCUGUAUGAGCAGUAGCAAUUGCUGAUUCCUCAUAGGAAGGUGAGCUGGUGGAGGAUGUCACUGGCCACCUCUGGGCUUGAGGCUCUUCCUGGCCAACCUGACUUCCCACGUGGCUGCUUAGUUCCUGCCCCUCUCUCCCCUCCCUGCUUCUCCUUUACUAACACAGCCUGCCACAUUUUACACAUGUGUUGGUAAGUGAGAAACAAAACAUAAAAAAUAAAGUGAAGAAACACAG
This is a messenger RNA of Marmota monax (woodchuck), 4598 nucleotides long. RefSeq names its product zinc finger protein 853 (gene Znf853). The transcript has 3 exons. The coding region runs from base 677 to 3202 and encodes 841 amino acids. Lineage: Eukaryota; Metazoa; Chordata; Mammalia; Rodentia; Sciuridae. The record is from RefSeq and is a predicted model, not a curated record.